This is a messenger RNA of Dermochelys coriacea (leatherback sea turtle), 1607 nucleotides long. RefSeq names its product Yip1 interacting factor homolog A, membrane trafficking protein (gene YIF1A). The record is from RefSeq and is a predicted model, not a curated record. Gene Ontology annotation, cellular component: endoplasmic reticulum membrane; Golgi membrane; COPII-coated ER to Golgi transport vesicle. Lineage: Eukaryota; Metazoa; Chordata; Testudines; Dermochelyidae. Gene Ontology annotation, biological process: endoplasmic reticulum to Golgi vesicle-mediated transport.
UCUGAGCCAGUCAGCAUGACCGUUUGUCCAAUCCACGUGCGCCGGCGACCAAUCGGAAGUGGGGAGCGUGUGGCCGGGGACGUGGCCGCUGCCGGGUCGCAGGGUCCGGUACGGGGCGCCCGCAGCGAACGAAGGGCCCGUGAAAGCGCCCGGGGGGCCCGCAGCUCAUUGUUAUUCAUACCCACAAAGCCCCGCGGGGGCCGGCCGCGCGCUGAGCCCGCCAUGGCCUAUCACCAGGGCUACGGGGGGCAAGGCUCCAAGCACCGAGUCCGGGGCCCCAUGGUCCCUCCUGCCCCGGACCCCCACCAGCUCUUUGAUGACACCAGUGCUGGUUUCCCACAUGUACAAGGCACUCCCGCUUCAGGAAUCGACAUGGGCUUCAACACCCUCCUGGCUGACCCAAUGGCUAACGUGGCCGUGGCGUAUGGCUCCUCCAUCGCCAGCCAGAGCAAGGACAUUGUCCACAAGGAGAUCCACAGGUUCAUGUCAGUGAACAGGCUCAAAUAUUUUUUCGCUGUGGACACUGCCUACGUGACCAAGAAGCUGGCGCUGCUGCUCUUCCCAUAUGCACACCAGAACUGGGAGGUUCGGUACAGCAGGGACACACCCCUGACACCCCGGCAGGACAUCAAUGCGCCCGACUUGUACAUCCCCACCAUGGCCUUUAUCACCUACAUCCUGUUGGCCGGCAUAGCCCUGGGCCUGCAGCAAAGGUUCUCUCCAGAGAUGCUGGGGAUGUGUGCCAGCACUGCCUUUGUGUGGGUCGUUAUCGAAGUCCUCGCCUUGCUGCUUAGUCUGUACCUAGUGACAGUGCAGAGCGACCUCACGCCCUUCGACCUGCUCGCCUACAGUGGGUACAAAUAUGUGGGGAUGAUCCUUGCUGUGCUGGGGGGGCUGCUCUUUGGCAGUGAUGGGUACUACGUGGCCCUUGCCUGGACAUCCUGUGCCCUCAUGUACUUCCUGGCACGCUCCCUGCGAAUGAAGCUGCACCCGUCCCUAGUGCCAGAUGGGAUGGGGCAUCCCAGGGGCGGUGGGCGUGGUCAGACCUAUGUCACCCUGGGGGCUGCUGCCUGCCAGCCACUUAUCGUCUACUGGCUCACCUUCCACCUGAUCCGCUGAGAUGGGGCAGCAUAGCGUCUGGGGGACAGUCCUUUCCAGACACAUGGACUCCUGGGACGCCCCCAGACGUAGAGACACCCAGGACACACAUCCUGCAAUGCACAGCUGGCGGGGACCACACACAACCUGAAGCAUGGACACCUCAGACCCCCAUGUGGGGUCUGUCAGCCAGAACUCCUGGGUUCUAUCCCUAAUUGGCUGGGUGACCUGAGGCGCGUCCCUUCUCCUGCCUAUGCCUCGGUUUCACCCUCAUUAUGAAGGAGGGAUGAUAACACUAACCUGCCCUCUGGGACUUCCCCAGCCACAUUACCUCGGGUGCAGGGCCCUACCCCCCCACUUCCCUUCUGCUGGUGAGUAUCUGAUCCUUCAGUCCCCUGCGAUGAAAAGUAACCCAAAAAAACAGUGUUUCCAGCAUAUCAGUGUUUUCCUGGAAAACUCCCUCAAAACCCAACACUGGGAGAGAGAGAAUAAAGAGUCCUGACUAACUA